Prionailurus viverrinus (fishing cat) is the source of this 4239-nucleotide messenger RNA. It is a transcript of the gene PLPPR4, whose product is annotated as phospholipid phosphatase related 4. The transcript has 7 exons. The record is from RefSeq and is a predicted model, not a curated record. Gene Ontology annotation, biological process: signal transduction; phospholipid dephosphorylation; axonogenesis. NCBI's taxonomy places the organism in Eukaryota, Metazoa, Chordata, Mammalia, Carnivora, Felidae. The coding region runs from base 756 to 3047 and encodes 763 amino acids. Gene Ontology annotation, molecular function: phosphatidate phosphatase activity.
CACUGCCAACAAGGUGAAGGACUUAUUUUAGAUUGUUGAUGUCUGAAGAGGUGCCUCUGUGAUGCUGGCUUUGUUGGGGAGGUGUGAUGCUGAGGUCAGAACAUGUCCUGGCCUUUGGGCUCAAUGGGUAUGCCCACACAUCUGCCCCAUCGUUGCAGGGAACCCUCACCAUCCCCAGACAGGUGAUGGUGUUCAUCAGCAGGAAGAGUCGCUGUUGCAGGGAGCCAGGGAAUCUCCAAAGCAGAGAAUCCUCAAAAGGGGUCGUGCCGUCCUUCCUUGAUAGCAGCCAGCCUUCAAUAAGUUUCCACCACGGCCUACUUUUCAGUAUAGGAUCCAAGUUUUAAUUUCACGCAGGUAGAGGUCUGUGUUGAUGCCGUGGGCCAGUGCGCAAGAGCUGGGCUUCUGCUCUCCAGCAAUCCUUAAGUAAGCGUUCCUCGAGUGGCCCAGGGGGCUUUCCAGGCGGGUGUGGGUGUCUGAGCUCCUCAGCCUCUCUGCUGCAAUAUCCAGGGGUGCGUCCCCCCUUUUCCGAUUCUUGACGUCAAGCUCUGACAGCGCGAAGCCUCGCAAGGGCGGUGGAGAGCAGAGGGAGGGUGGCAGGGAGGGGAAGCCAUUGCAGCAACAGCUUGUGGGAGGGAGCUGGACGUCUCUAGGUGGAGAAAAACCGGGAGCGAGGGCCAGAGUAGGGGAGGAAGGAGACCUGCCGGUUUAGGGAGCCUCUUGCUGCAAAGAGGGGCGGGGAGAGGCGGGGGCGCUGCAUGCAACGCGCUGGCUCCAGCGGUGCCCGCGGGGAAUGUGACAUCAGCGGCGCCGGGCGCUUGCGGCUGGAGAAGGCAGCUCGCCUCGGCUGCGCGGUGCACACCUCGCCCGGGGGAGGACGCGGACUCCGGCAGGCGGCCGGGAUGUCGGCGAAGGAGAGGCCAAAGGGCAAAGUGAUCAAGGACAGCGUGACCCUCUUGCCCUGCUUCUAUUUCGUGGAGUUGCCUAUAUUGGCAUCAUCGGUGGUUAGCCUGUAUUUCCUUGAACUCACAGAUGUCUUCAAACCUGUGCACUCUGGAUUUAGCUGCUAUGAUCGGAGUCUUAGCAUGCCAUAUAUUGAACCAACCCAAGAGGCAAUUCCAUUCCUCAUGUUGCUUAGCUUGGCUUUCGCCGGACCUGCGAUUACGAUUAUGGUAGGGGAAGGAAUUCUCUACUGUUGCCUGUCCAAAAGAAGAAAUGGGGUUGGACUGGAGCCCAACAUUAAUGCCGGAGGCUGCAACUUCAACUCCUUCCUUAGAAGAGCCGUCAGAUUUGUUGGCGUUCAUGUGUUUGGACUGUGCUCUACAGCUCUCAUUACAGAUAUCAUACAGCUCUCCACAGGCUAUCAGGCGCCAUACUUUCUAACCGUGUGCAAGCCAAACUACACCUCCCUGAAUGUGUCUUGCAAAGAAAAUUCCUACAUUGUGGAAGACAUUUGCUCAGGAUCUGACCUCACAGUGAUCAACAGUGGCAGAAAAUCAUUCCCUUCUCAACAUGCGACCCUCGCUGCCUUUGCUGCUGUGUACGUUUCGAUGUACUUCAAUUCCACAUUAACGGAUUCCUCUAAGCUUCUGAAACCUCUCUUGGUCUUCACGUUUAUCAUCUGUGGGAUCAUCUGUGGGCUAACACGGAUAACUCAGUAUAAGAACCACCCAGUUGAUGUCUAUUGUGGCUUUUUAAUAGGAGGAGGAAUUGCUCUGUACUUGGGCCUGUAUGCUGUGGGAAAUUUUCUGCCUAGUGAAGAGAGUAUGUUCCAGCACAGAGAAGCCCUCAGGUCUCUGACAGACCUCAACCAAGACCCCAGCAGAGUAUUAUCUGCUAAAAAUGGCAGCAGCAGUGAUGGAAUUGCUCACACAGAAGGCAUCCUCAACCGAAAUCACAGAGAUGCCAGCUCACUGACAAACCUCAAAAGGGCAAACGCUGAUGUAGAAAUCAUCACUCCACGGAGUCCCAUGGGGAAGGAGAACAUGGUUACCUUUAGCAAUACCCUACCUAGAGCCAACACCCCAUCCGUAGAAGACCCUGUCAGACGAAAUGCCACCAUUCAUGCCUCUAUGGAUUCUGCUCGAUCAAAGCAGCUUCUCACCCAGUGGAAGAAUAAGAAUGAAAGCCGCAAGUUGUCCCUGCAAGUUAUAGAGACUGAGCCUGGACAGUCACCACCCAGAUCCAUAGAAAUGAGGUCAAGCUCAGAGCCCUCCAGAGUAGGGGUGAAUGGAGACCACCAUCCUCCCAGCAAUCAGUACCUCAAGAUCCAGCCUGGCACUGUCCCCGGAUGUAACAAUAGCAUGCCUGGAGGACCAAGAGUGUCCAUCCAGUCCCGCCCUGGGUCCUCGCAGUUAGUGCACAUCCCCGAGGAGACGCAGGAAAACAUAAGCACCUCUCCCAAAAGCAGCUCUGCUCGGGCCAAGUGGUUGAAAGCUGCAGAGAAGACCGUGGCCUGUAAUAGAAGCAACAGCCAGCCCCGAAUAAUGCAAGUAAUAGCAAUGUCCAAGCAGCAGGGUGUCCUGCAAAGCAGCCCCAAGAACACCGAAGGCAGCACUGUCUCCUGCACUGGCUCCAUCCGCUACAAAACCUUGACAGACCACGAACCCAGUGGGAUCGUAAGAGUUGAGGCUCACCCGGAGAACAACAGGCCCAUCAUACAGAUCCCAUCUACCGAAGGCGAAGGUAGCGGUUCCUGGAAAUGGAAAGCCCCUGAAAAGGGCAGCCUUCGCCAAACUUACGAGCUCAACGAUCUCAACAGGGACUCAGAAAGCUGUGAGUCCCUGAAAGACAGUUUUGGCUCUGGAGAUCGCAAGAGAAGCAACAUAGAUAACAAUGAGCAUCACCACCAUGGAAUCACCACUAUCCGUGUCACCCCAGUAGAGGGCAGCGAAAUUGGUUCAGAGACGCUGUCUGUUUCUUCUUCCCGCGACUCUACCCUGCGGAGAAAGGGCAACAUCAUCUUAAUCCCUGAAAGAAGUAACAGCCCGGAAAACACUAGAAAUAUCUUCUACAAGGGAACCUCCCCAACACGGGCUUAUAAGGAUUGAGUUAUGGGAUUCAAUCCCUUGAGCGACCCCCCCAGAAGACCAUGUCUUGAUUCUCCCUCUGUGCUCUGUUUUCAGUGGAUUGGGAAGCCUUCUCAUCAAACUGGGUCAUCUUACCAUCAGCCCCAGCUCAAAGACUCUUGAGAACUACUACAGCAAAGCUUGUAGAUUUCACAUCAAGGGGAGGGAAAAGCACAAUGCAAGAACCUAAUUAAUAUGAUAAGGUGAAGAAUCUUAAGACCUAUCUUCAAACUCAAAAGGUUUGCAGAAGGCAGUAUCAGAAGAAAGUGGUUUCCUUCAGUGUAUACUAUUUUACUUCCUGAAUGUGCCAACUUUAGGGAUUUUUCUUUAUAAUUAGCUGUGGGAAUCCAGAACACGGUUCCCUACAGCAGAGGCCAUGCAGUAUUAUAUAUUCAUUUUGCAGAAUCUGCGCCUACAGCCCAGUAAGGGUGGUGCUGAUUAUUAUAGUACACAUACCAUGUAAACUCUCAAAUUCUAUUUAGCUGUGAAAUAGUGGCGUGCAAUUCCUUGUCAAAGAAAUGCUACUGUAUUAAGAAGAUGCUGGCUGCUUUGUGUUAGAAUAGGACACCCCGCAGCUUCUCUGUAGUGGCUCUGUCACAGUCAAAAAAUGAAAAAGUUUUGUGCAUUUCCUCAAAAUUAUGCUUUCUUCAACAACAAAAAAUGUGUAGGAAUAUUUUCAGUGAAAGGGAAUAACUAGUACUUUUCUACAUAGUUUUUUUUUCUUGCUGCUUACUUUUUAUUUAAGUGUAGGUACUACUAAUGAUUCUGUUUUUUAGUGAGUAAAUUUGCAUAACUUAAAAAAUACAUUGUUUUAGAGUUUUUCAAAAUUGUUGUGAUCAUAUUUUGCAUUUUAUGGCUCCUUUAUUUAUUAAUUAUUUUUUUGAUGUCAUAGAUAUGUUUUUCUAUUUUUAAAGCAAGAAUAACAGUUGACAUUCCUUGAGCAAAAUAUACUGCUGUGAAUUUAUAAACAAGAAAUCUGAACCAACACUUGACAUUGUGGGUUACAUUGCCAGCAAUGUUGGUUGAGUCUACCCUUGGACAUCUCCAACCAGCUGGUUUAGGUUGCUAUCUUAAUCAGUAAUCCAAAAACUCUGUUUUGUUCCAGAUUAGUAAUUUUUUGUAUUCUAAUAACCAGUAAAUCAGAGCAACAGUAGUUAGGUUUUACCUUCUUCCC